Messenger RNA from Panicum virgatum (switchgrass), 3713 nucleotides. RefSeq names its product alpha-aminoadipic semialdehyde synthase-like. Gene Ontology annotation, molecular function: saccharopine dehydrogenase activity. NCBI's taxonomy places the organism in Eukaryota, Viridiplantae, Streptophyta, Magnoliopsida, Poales, Poaceae. The record is from RefSeq and is a predicted model, not a curated record. The coding region runs from base 16 to 3552 and encodes 1178 amino acids. The transcript is spliced from 27 exons. Gene Ontology annotation, cellular component: cytoplasm.
UCCAUCUCGGACUCCAUGCUGGCCCACGCCGUCCCUGCCUUUUUGGUGGUAGUUCCCCGUCGUCUGGUGCGCUUCCGACGUGAGACAACUCAGCCCAACACCACUCCACUCGUGUUCCUCCCUCCACGCCGUCAUCCUCGUCGGCGAAAUCGUUGGCGUGUACAAAUCGAAAUCGCGGUUCAUCCCCUCGUGUCCCCCCCCUCCCAGCCUCUAUUUAAAGCUCGCCUCCCGAUAAACUCCGCCAGCGCCGGCCUCAUCCGACGGACGACUCCUCCCGCCACCUCACCUCCGCUAGCUCCGAGCUCCCUCCAUUUCGCCGUCGAGGAGUCAGGAGUAGCAGAUUGCAUGUUCGUGAUCGUGGCGCCUUUAUUGGACUUUGAUAUGGGUUCUGCUGCAACUGAAAGCAAUGACACUUUGCUGGGCAAUGGAGUUGUUGGGAUUCUUGCCGAGACUUGUAAUAUGUGGGAAAGGAGGGCACCGCUAACUCCUUCCCAUUGUGCUCGCCUUCUGCUCGGAGGAGGGAACAGAACUCGAGUAAACCGGAUAAUUGUGCAGCCAAGCACAAAGAGGAUCCAUCAUGAUGCUCAGUAUGAGGAUGCUGGAUGCGAGAUUUCAGAAGACCUGUCAGAGUGUGGUCUUAUUAUAGGCAUCAAACAACCAAAGUUGGAGAUGAUUCUUCCAGAUAGAGCGUACGCGUUCUUUUCACACACCCACAAGGCCCAGAAAGAGAAUAUGCCACUGUUAGAUAAGAUCCUGGAAGAGAGGGUGUCCUUGUUCGAUUAUGAGCUAAUUGUUGGAGAUGAUGGGAAAAGAUUGCUUGCAUUUGGGAAGUUUGCUGGUAGAGCUGGGCUGGUAGAUUUCUUACAUGGUCUCGGACAGCGAUAUUUGAGCCUUGGGUACUCUACACCGUUUCUCUCUCUGGGGCAAUCUCAUAUGUAUCCUUCACUCGCUGCAGCCAAGGCUGCAGUCAUUGCCGUUGGUGAAGAGAUAGCAACAUUUGGACUUCCGUCUGGAAUUUGUCCAAUAGUGUUUGUAUUCACUGGAGUUGGAAAUGUCUCUCAGGGUGCCCAGGAGAUAUUCAAGCUAUUGCCCCAUACCUUCAUUGAUGCUGAGAAACUUCCUGAAGUUUCUGCGGCCUGGAAUCUUUCUAAACAAUCUCAGUCAACCAAGAGAGUAUUUCAACUGUAUGGUUGUGUUGUGACUUCUAGAGACAUGGUCUCUCACAAGGAUCCUACAAGACAUUUUGACAAAGCUGACUAUUAUGCUCAUCCAGAACACUACGCUCCAGUUUUUCAUGAAAGGAUUGCUCCAUAUGCAUCUGUCAUUGUAAACUGUAUGUACUGGGAGAGGAGGUUUCCACGAUUACUGAGUAUCAGUCAGUUACAGCAACUGAUGAAGUCUGGUUGUCCGUUGGUUGGCAUUUGUGAUAUAACUUGUGAUAUUGGAGGUUCCAUUGAAUUUGUGGACAAGAGUACAUCAAUAGAGAAGCCCUUCUUCCGGUAUGAUCCUUCUAAUAAUUCAUGUCAUGAUGAUAUGGAAGGUAACGGUGUGAUCUGCUUAGCUGUUGACAUUCUCCCUACAGAGUUUUCUAAAGAGGCCUCCCAACAUUUUGGAAACAUAUUAUCUAAAUUUGUUGCUAGCUUGGCCUCAAUGAAGCAACUGGUGGAACUUCCUUCCUACUUGAGAAGAGCUUGCAUUGCUCAUGAUGGCAGAUUAACUUCUUUGUAUGAAUAUAUUCCUAGGAUGCGAAAGACUAUGAUAGAUUUGGCGCCCGCAAAAGCUAAUCCAUCGCCUGACAAGAAGUACAGCACCCUGGUAUCUCUCAGUGGGCACCUAUUUGAUAAAUUUCUUAUAAACGAAGCUUUGGACAUUAUUGAAGCAGCUGGAGGUUCAUUUCAGUUGGUUAGAUGUGAAGUUGGACAAAGUAUUGAUGAUACGUCAUACUCGGAGCUUGAAGUAGGAGCAGAUGAUACUUCAACAUUGGAUAAAAUAAUUGAUUCCUUGACUUCUCUUGCUAAUGCACACGGUGGAGAUGAUGAUGCUCGGAAAGAGACUGAACUAGCUCUGAAGAUAGGAAAAGUCAAUGAGUGUGGAACUGGUGACACCGUGGAUAAAGAUGGGCCAAAGAUUUUGAUUCUUGGAGCUGGAAGAGUUUGUCGACCAGCGGCGCAGUUUCUAGCAUCUUACCGUCCUGAUGACAAUAACACAGAUCAAAUUCAUGUCAUUGUGGCAUCUUUGUAUCAAAAAGAUGCAGAAGAGAUAGUUGAGGGAAUUAAAAAUGCAACUGCUACUCAGCUUGAUGUUGCUGAUAUUGGAGGUCUUUCAGAUCUUGUUUCUCAGGUCGAGGUUGUAGUUAGCUUGCUGCCUGCUAGUUUUCAUGCUGCCAUUGCAAGAGUAUGCAUAGAGCUCAAGAAGCACAUGGUAACGGCAAGUUAUGUUGAUGAAUCCAUGUCAAACUUGAGCCAAGCUGCCAAGGGUGCAGGUGUAACUAUACUUUGUGAAAUGGGCCUAGAUCCUGGCAUAGAUCACAUGAUCUCAGUGAAGAUGAUUGACGAAGCUCAUGCUCGAAAUGGAAAAGUAAAGUCAUUUACAUCUUUCUGUGGUGGUCUGCCAUCUCCAGCUGCUGCAAACAAUCCACUGGCCUAUAAAUUCAGUUGGAACCCAGCUGGUGCUGUCCGUGCAGGGAAAAACCCUGCUGUCUACAAAUUUCUUGGGGAAGCCAUCCAUGUAGAUGGUAGUAGCUUGUAUGAAUCAGCAAAGGGGCUUAGACUACCAGAGCUUCCAGCUUUUGCUCUGGAACACUUACCAAAUCGGAAUUCCUUGAUAUAUGGAGACCUUUAUGGUAUCACCAAAGAAGCAUCUACCAUAUAUAGAGCUACUCUUCGUUACGAAGGUUUUAGUGAGAUAAUGGCUACACUAUCGAAAAUUGGGUUUUUUGAUGCUGCAAAUCAUCCACUGCUGCAAGAUGCUAAUCGUCCAACAUAUAAGGGUUUUCUUGAUGAACUGCUUAAUGCUGAUAAUAUCUCAACAAUUACCACAAACUUAAACAUUGAAGCCUCUGGUGGAUAUGAUGAUGAAUUGAUUGCCAGAAUAUUGAGCCUUGGGCAUUGCAAAGAGAAGGACAUAGCUGUUAAGACAGUCAAAACCAUCAAGUUCUUGGGACUACAUGAAGAGAUUCAGAUUCCUAAGGAUUGUUCAAGUGCAUUCGAUGUGAUUUGCCAACGAAUGGAACAGAGGAUGGCCUAUGGCCACAAUGAGCAGGACAUGGUACUGCUGCACCACGAAGUGGAAGUGGAAUACCCGGAUGGGCGACCCACUGAAAAGCACCAAGCAACGCUACUGGAGUUUGGAAAGGUUGAGAAUGGAGGAUCCACCACCACUGCGAUGGCCCUUACCGUUGGCGUACCAGCUGCAAUAGGAGCUCUGCUCUUGCUUGAGAACAAGGUGAACACGAAAGGAGUAAUCAGGCCUCUCGAACCUGAAAUCUACAUUCCAGCAUUGGAGAUGCUGGAGUCGUCAGGCAUCAAGCUGGCUGAGGGAGUGGAGAUUUGAAAACUUCGUAUAUAGACGUAUAGAUAUAGUAUAUGGUAUAGCUGGGUACAUAUCUUCUGUAAAUACUUUGCUCUAUAUACAUGGCCCUCUAUGUGACCUAUAUAUAUAGGAUAAACUGCCCAUCGGUUGGUUCGUUUCGGGUUUACUAGGUAACAGCACAA